AGAAUUUUAAUAUUUAUUUUUUAGUUAUCAGCAGAUACAACAUCUUUGUUUGUAUGUGGUGCUGAGGAUCGAACCCGGGCCGCAGGCAUGCCAGGCGAGCGCGUUACCACUUGAGCCACAUCCCUAGCCCGAGUUCUUCCGUUUUUAAGUCUCUUCUUCUUAAAAGCUAUGUGUUAGGCGGCUUUGGAGAAUAAAGGAGACAAGGUCUCUCUCACGCAGUCGCGUUUGCGCGGUGUAGGUGGGGCUAGAGGCCGCCUAGGCGGUUGUAGGGUGACGGCGCUGCCGCCAUUUUGUAGGGUGUUUGUUGCAGCGGCUGGAGAGGAACGACGGCGGUUUGGCGACGUUUUUCGGCCAAAGGACCUUUUGCUUUCGCAGAGAUGCGACAUUCCCAACGAACACACUGCCCUGACUGGGAUAGCAGAGAAAGCUGGGGUCAUGAAAGCUACAGUGGAAGUCACAAACGGAAGAGGAGAUCUCACACAAGAGAACAGGCAUUGUAAACCGCAUCACCAGUUUAAAGAAUCUGAUUGUGCUCCAUGUGCAUCCCUCUUGAAGCUUCGCACUCUGUUGAAGAGGACACUCAUCCCAGAUGAAAUCGUGGACACUUUGGGUGAAGGGGCCUUUGGCAAAGUUGUAGAAUGCAUUGAUCAUGGCAUGACUGCUCUACAUUAUGCCUGUGCCUUUGGCCACCCAGAACUGGUGGCUUUUUUAGUGAAGGAAAAUUGUAAUGUUCACCUCUGUGACCGUGAUGGCAACACACCAUUGAUGAAGGCCCUACAAUAUCUGGAAGAGAAAUGUGCAACUAUCCUUCUAGAAAAUGGUGCUGAUCCAAAUGCUCACAACAACCAAAAUGAAACUCCUCUUCACUUUGCUCUGUCUCUGAAGAAAACAUCACUAGCAGAAAAACUGCUUUCACUCAAUGCAGAUAUAGAAGCCAGAACUACG
Messenger RNA from Marmota monax (woodchuck), 945 nucleotides. RefSeq names its product putative ankyrin repeat domain-containing protein 19. NCBI's taxonomy places the organism in Eukaryota, Metazoa, Chordata, Mammalia, Rodentia, Sciuridae. The record is from RefSeq and is a predicted model, not a curated record. Gene Ontology annotation, molecular function: protein binding.